GAGUUGUAGUCCGGAGCUCCGCCCCCCUGGGCCGCGCCGGGGCUGCCGGGAGGCGGCGCCAUCAUGGCGGAUCCGCCGGAGGAGGCGGGGGGCGGCCCGGCCCAGGGCGGGCCGGGGGUCGCGGGGCCCCCCCGGGGGCGGCAGCGGCUGGAGGCGCUGCUGAACCGCAGCCUCCGCAUCCGCAUGUCGGACGGGCGGACCCUGGUGGGCGCCUUCCUGUGCACGGACCGGCAGAGCAACGUCAUCCUGGGCUCGGCGCAGGAGUUCCUCAAGGCCGCAGACGCGUUCCCGGGCAGUGAACCCCGAGUUCUGGGGCUGGCCAUGGUCCCCGGGCACCACAUCGUGUCCAUCGAGGUGGAGCCCCCCUACCCCUGAGGGACCCCCGGAUGGACCCCAAAACCGCCGAGGGACCCCAAAACCACCUGAGAGACCCCAAAAACACCGGAUGGACCCCCCCCA
Molecule: messenger RNA, 459 nt
Organism: Motacilla alba alba
Lineage: Eukaryota; Metazoa; Chordata; Aves; Passeriformes; Motacillidae
Gene: NAA38
Product: N-alpha-acetyltransferase 38, NatC auxiliary subunit
Exons: 4
Coding region: 64-375 (103 amino acids)
Cellular component (GO): NatC complex
Molecular function (GO): RNA binding
Source: RefSeq, a predicted model, not a curated record